AGCAUUUUGUUGUCUUUGGCCGACGAAGUCCCAUCACAAUCUUCGUAAGCUACGCGACAAAUCCUACAAAUUUCACAUUAAAUUCCAAUCAGUUGCAAAGAAGAAGCUAUAAUCAUCAAUCAUGCGUGAGUGUAUCUCAGUUCAUGUCGGACAGGCCGGAGUGCAGAUCGGCAAUGCCUGCUGGGAGCUGUACUGCCUCGAGCACGGGAUUCAACCCGAUGGCCAGAUGCCCUCUGACAAGACCGUGGGCGGCGGCGAUGACUCCUUCAACACCUUCUUCAGCGAGACCGGCGCCGGCAAGCACGUGCCACGCGCCGUGUUCGUGGAUCUGGAGCCCACGGUGGUGGAUGAGGUGCGCACCGGAACGUACCGGCAGCUGUUCCACCCCGAGCAGCUGAUCACGGGCAAGGAGGACGCGGCGAACAACUACGCGCGAGGCCACUACACCAUCGGCAAGGAGAUUGUCGACCUGGUGCUCGACCGCAUCCGCAAGCUCGCCGACCAGUGCACCGGUCUGCAGGGCUUCCUCAUCUUCCACUCCUUCGGCGGCGGCACCGGCUCCGGCUUCACGUCGCUGCUCAUGGAGCGCCUCUCCGUGGACUACGGCAAGAAGUCCAAGCUGGAGUUCGCCAUCUACCCGGCGCCGCAAGUGUCCACGGCCGUGGUGGAGCCCUACAACUCCAUCCUGACCACGCACACCACUCUGGAGCACUCCGACUGCGCCUUCAUGGUGGACAACGAGGCCAUCUACGACAUCUGCCGCCGCAACCUGGACAUCGAGCGCCCCACGUACACCAACUUGAAUCGCCUGAUCGGCCAGAUCGUGUCGUCCAUCACGGCGUCUCUGCGCUUCGACGGCGCCCUGAACGUGGACCUGACGGAGUUCCAGACCAAUCUGGUGCCCUACCCGCGCAUCCACUUCCCGCUGGUGACGUACGCGCCCGUGAUCAGCGCCGAGAAGGCGUACCACGAGCAGCUGAGCGUGGCCGAGAUCACCAACGCGUGCUUCGAGCCCGCCAACCAGAUGGUGAAGUGUGACCCGCGCCACGGCAAGUACAUGGCUUGCUGCAUGUUGUACCGCGGCGACGUGGUGCCCAAGGACGUGAACGCCGCCAUCGCCACCAUCAAGACCAAGCGCACCAUCCAGUUCGUGGACUGGUGCCCCACGGGCUUCAAGGUGGGCAUCAACUACCAGCCGCCCACCGUCGUGCCCGGCGGAGAUCUGGCCAAGGUGCAGCGUGCCGUGUGCAUGUUGAGCAACACCACCGCCAUCGCCGAGGCCUGGGCCCGUCUGGACCACAAGUUCGACCUCAUGUACGCCAAGCGCGCCUUCGUGCACUGGUACGUGGGCGAGGGCAUGGAGGAGGGCGAGUUCUCCGAGGCCCGCGAGGACUUGGCCGCUCUCGAGAAGGACUACGAGGAGGUCGGCAUGGACUCCGGCGAGGGCGAGAAUGAGGGCGCCGAGGAGUAUUAAAUCUCUGUCGUUCGCAUCAAGGGAUCAUUCCCGAUUUCCAUUUUUCACUCUGUGAAAAAUAAACGGAAAUUCAAGCAGAAA
Phlebotomus argentipes is the source of this 1555-nucleotide messenger RNA. RefSeq names its product tubulin alpha-1 chain. Gene Ontology annotation, cellular component: microtubule; cytoplasm. NCBI's taxonomy places the organism in Eukaryota, Metazoa, Arthropoda, Insecta, Diptera, Psychodidae. Gene Ontology annotation, biological process: mitotic cell cycle; microtubule cytoskeleton organization. The record is from RefSeq and is a predicted model, not a curated record. The coding region runs from base 122 to 1474 and encodes 450 amino acids. The transcript has 2 exons. Gene Ontology annotation, molecular function: GTP binding; structural constituent of cytoskeleton.